AUGCGUUGGAUAAGCAACCAUCCAGUUUUAUUAGAAUAUAAUAGCACUAUUCGACAAAAUUGAACAGUUUUUUGGGCUGACAGAAAAGGGGCGCACCCUGCAGAUGCGUAAAGUUACAUUCACAGUUUCAUUCUGCCAUUCCUUUCACUUUAUAACACAGAAAAAUAGACAACAAAGCAACGGAUUUUUGAGGCGUCUGCGUUUAGCUUGCUUUAAACGACAUUUCCCAGCAGCCCGCGCGGUAAAAUCGUGUUUUUGUAGGAAGUGUUCCUGUGAGAGCAUUAGUGUGCCAUCCGGUUGAGGAGUGGAGGACUGAGCUUGGUCGAGAGUGAGCUUUCAGCGGCGACCACAGAGUCACCUCAGUGCACGGGCGACUGUGUCGGCUGCGUAUAAAAACAAGCUGCCACUAUAUGAAACCAAAAGCGACUGAGCUUGAGUAAGUCCUCGCCUGUGUAGUCUCCCUCAUCCCUCCAGGCUGGGCAAUGAAUAAACAACCAAGCAAGGAGAGUCUGAAGGACAAGGUGAAGGGGAUCUUUGGAUUGGUAACCUCUCGUCCGCUGAGCAAACAGAGUGAAAACAAGCCGUCUGAGUUCAUCAUUACAAAUGACAUCAUCAAGGAGCUCCAUCCUGACUGCGGUCUGAGCAACCGCAUUCGCACGAUGAACCAUGUCUGUGAGCUUGCCAGGAUGAAAAAGUUUGAAGAGCAUGCGGUGGCGGCAGUGUGGAAAGCUGUGGAGGACAUGCUGACUCCAGAACAGCCACCGGAGGCCAGACAUGCUGUUCUGCAGCUUUUGAGGGCCAUUAUACAAGGACAGGGGGAACAACUCGGCCCUUUGAGAGCCUACUUUUUCAACGUGAUAAGAGACUACCAGCCAUGCAACGAAGACCUGUCUGAUCGACUGGAAGUCUUUAAAGCCUUAACGGAGAACGGGAAGGACAUUACAUACUUGGAGGAGGACAUAGCACGCUUUGUCCUACUGUGGAUGGACAUAGGUCUCACCUCUGACUUUCUCAACGUACUUGUCAAUCUGGUGAAGUUCAAUAGCUGCUACUUGGACCAAAAUGUCUCCAUCAUGGUUCAGAAAAUCUGUCUUCUGUGCAACAGAACAACAUCCUCAACAGAUAUUGAGGUGGCACUACAGGUACUGGAUGCGGUGGUGUGUUAUAACUGCCUGCCCUCAGACUCUCUCACUGUCUUCAUUAUUACACUCUGUCGUACAGUCAACGUUAAGGAGUUUUGUGAAUCUUGCUGGAAGUUAAUGAGGAAAGUGUUGGGGACGCACCUUGGCCACAGUGCCAUUUACACUAUGUGCCGAAUCAUGGAGGAGAGGGUGUACAUGGAGGAUGCGCCAUUGUUGAGAGGAGCUGUAUUUUUUGUUGGAAUGGCACUCUGGGGCGCUCACAGACUCCAUGCUCUCAAAAACACACCCACACUGGUUCUUCCGUCUUUUUACAAGGCCAUGUCAUGUCCCAAUGAGGUUGUCUCCUAUGAAAUCGUGCUCUCCAUCACCAGACUUAUCAAGAAGUAUGGCAAAGAGCUGCAGGUUGUCACCUGGGACAUCCUGCUGGGAAUCAUAGAGCGACUGCUGCAGCAGAUCCAGACUACAGGCAGCGCUGAGUUGAAGGCCAUUGUUUAUGAGCUUUUGACCACCGUAGAAGAGCUGUACGAGCAAAAUGGGUACCAUGGCUCAACAGAGAAGUUCUUCAGUCUGGUGGAGAAAUGUGCUGACAAAAGACCUGAUGCAUCAGUGCUGACCCUCAUCUCGUACAGGGCCCAGUCCAUCCAACCAGCUAAGGAUGGGUGGAUUCAGAGUCUUCACCGACUCAUGGAGAAAUUCUUCAAGAAUGAGACUCGCAGUGUGAUAAGGAUCAAAGUGCUUCAUAUCCUGUCCUUCGUUCUCAGUACCAACCAACAGCUGUACGAGGAUGAGUUGAUUGAAAUGGUGGUGAUACCCCAGCUUAGUGGGAUAGCUGAGGACCGGGACUUGGCCGUCAGAAAACAGGCCACACAGCUUCUUGUGGAUCUCGCUGAGAGCUGCAACACUCACCACUUCACCAGCCUGCUGGAUAUCAUUGAUCGGGUGGCCAGUCGCUCUCUGGUGUGUUCAGGAGCCUUGGAGGCUUCCGAGAGGGACCCCACAGCGGAGUCUUCUAUGGAAGAUGUCAGAACUGCUAUACUGGGCUUGCUGGGGAUUCUGCAGAGCAAGCUCUACAAUCUACCAGCCAGCCAUGCCAGCCGUGUUUACGAGUUGCUCAUCGGCCACCUGCAGCUUCACUACAAGAACAAGUACUGUUCAGCUAUUGCUUCCAGUAUUAGAAUACAGGUGUUUGACUUUUUCCUGAUGAUGCGUGCAGACUCUCUCCACCGCCUUGGUGUACACAACAACAAAGAUGGCAUCAUGAGGUUUAGCCCUUACUGCUACUGCGACACAGGAGAACCAGAGAAGCGAGUCAGUGAUAAGAAGACAGCAGGUCCAACGUCUCCUCCAGCUGCCGGCCCUGCUUCUUCUGCUGCACUUCCCCUCUCGACAGCCUUAAUUCGCUCAGCUUACCUGCCCUAUGCAGCCGCCUUCAGCGUCCUCCUGCAGUGCCUCAAGAUGGAGACAGACUGGAAGGUUCUGAAGCUAGUCCUUGACAAGCUGCCGUGGACGCUGCAGUACAAAGUGCUCCUGCUGACGUCACCAUGCAGCUUGGACCAACUCUGUUCUACACUCUGCUGCAUGGUAACAGACCGGCUUAUCUCAGAGCGCUUGAAGAAGACACCAGAUGGGUUUUCCCGCACUGAUGUUCAGCUGGCAGUCGUCCCUGUUCUCACAGCGAUCACAUCUUAUCAUAACUACCUGGAGCAGUCGAGACAGAGAGAGCUGGUUCAGUGCCUUGAGACUGGCCUCAUUUACCGCUGUGCCAAGCAGUGUGUAGUGGCCCUGACCAUGUGCACGGUGGAGAUGCCAGACAUUAUGAUCAAGCUUCUCCCGGCUCUUAUUGUCAAGCUCACGCACAUCUCAGCCACUGUUGCCAUGGCAUCUCCUAUGCUAGAGUUCCUCUCCACUUUGGUGCGACUUCCUCAUCUGUACGCUAAUUUUGUAGCUGAGCAGUAUGUCAGCGUGUUUGCCAUCUCCCUGCCAUACACUAACCCCUCGAAGUUCAACCAGUACAUUGUAUCACUGGCCCACCAUGUGAUCGCCAUGUGGUUCAUACGCUGCAGACUCCCCUUUCGCAAGGACUUUGUUCAGUACAUCACAAAGGGUUUGCGUUCCAAUGCCCUGCUACCGUUUGACGACGGUCACGAGCAGAGCCCAUUUCGGGCUCGAAGCACCAGCCUCAAUGAAAGACCCAAGAGUCUGCGGGCGGCAAAAGUGGCGAAGGCUGCAGCGGUGGUAGCCAAUAGCAGCAGCUCUCCAGUUAAAGAGCUGAGGGACCUGUCGGCCAUGGACGCUUUCCGAUCACGAAGCAUCAGUGUCUCCGAACAUGCGGUUCGCAGGAUGCACACCUCAACCACCACAUGCAGCCUGGGCUCCGCUGAUGAAAAUGCAGUGACUCAGGCAGAUGAGGGUCUCAAGACGGUCCACCUUGAGCUCACUGAGACCUGUUUGGACAUGAUGGCACGAUAUGUGUUUUCCAACUUCUCUGCACUGCCCAAGAGGUCUCCCAUUGCAGAGUUCUUGUUGGCAGGUGGUCGCAGUAUGACCUGGCUGGUGGGAAACAAGCUGGUCACCAUAACAACCAGCGGAGGGGUCAGAACCCAAGCGCUGCUUGGCCUCGACAUGGCGGAGCGUCUGGGGGGAGGAGGGGAAAUGACGAGGUCAGAUCCAUCACUACACACCAGAAUAACCAAAGAGGCUCCAGCCAAACUGGAGUCACAGUCAAGCCAGCAACACAACAGAGCCACGCGCAUACGGGUCCGCUCAAUGUCAGGUGGCCACGCUCUACGUGCUGGUCCGGCUCAGAGUCUCAGCCCUCUCGUGUCCCCCUCUGAGGGCGAGUUGGCCGCUUCACUCUCUCCAUCUUCUGGGCCCAUGCUGGAUGGUGUCGGUCCUCCCACCGCCACCCCGUCUGCUCCUUCACCGCUCAAAGACAACCCCAGCCUGGCUGAGUUUGUCCCUAUGCUGACGCAGGGCUGGGCAGAGAUCUUCAUACGGAGACCAUCUGGUAACACAAGCUGGCUGAUGUGUCUGGAGAACCCACCCAGCCCCUUCUCCUCCGAGCUCGGCAACAUGCCUCUGCAGGAGCUCUCCAGCGUUCUGAUGGCAAUGGAGGGUGUGAAGGAGCCUCCCACCCAGACAGCCAGUGCUCCCGCCAGCACUGCCGCGCCGGCACCGGUGCCUGUCUCUGAGACCCAACCUCAAACACACAGCAGCGUCGGCAAGGCCAGCCUGAUCCAGCGCUCCAACACUGUAGGCGCCUCUCUUUGGUCUCUGGGUCUGAGCUCGGCCCCCUCAGGCCCUAAAGCUACUGGCAGGUUGCACAGGAGUAUUUCCUGGGCAGAGUCUGUGGUGGUGUUGGAGGAGAGUUCAGGGGUCACCGCAGCACACACCCCGUCCGACUGGCUGGAAAGUGAGGAGUUUGAGCCAAUUAUAUCUGACCCCAUCUUCAAGGCCCCUCCUCCGGGAACACUCAGCAGGUCUUCUUCCACUUCCAGUCAAGAUGAUGAAAAGUCCACUCUGGAAGAAGUAAGUGAAGGUGCAAUUCCUAUUGAUCAGCCCACCAUGGGGCCCUCCACCCCUGGAAGCCAGGCCCUUGAUCUUCCCUUCCAGACCCACUCUCAGUCCCAGAGUCAUGGACUUAACAAGUCCAGCUCCUCUCCAGAGCUUCAGACCUUACCUGAAGCAUUUGCCAAGGCUGCUAUGGAAUCAGAGUCUUUGCUGGCAGAUGUGACUAAAACGGCCUUGGAUGGGAAGCCCCAGCUCCAGCAAGCUCACUUCGAGAAGGACAAAGUGGAAGGAAGCACAGGAGGUGACACGAACGGACUGGGAGGCCACAGCCAAGCGGCUGAGGGCCCUGCUGUUGCACCACCUCAAAGUGGGGGAGCAAAGACAAGGUUGGAGUUCCCAGCAGCACCACAGCAGCCUGGACCCAUCUCCCCAAGUGGAGGCCACCGACCCCGAGGUCACACUAUCUCAGUGUCUGCACCUUCGUCCAGGAGGGAGAGGAGGACAGACAGGGACAUGUACCACAGUCGACCUGGCUCUGGAAACGCAGAGAAGAUCUCAGGACUGAGCCCCAGCUUUGUGUUCCUUCAGCUGUACCACUCUCCUUUCUUUGGAAAUGAAGCAAACAAGCCCCUGCUUCUACCCAAGACUCAGGUGAUCGACCGAGCGGUGAAGGUUCUGGACCAGAUGCCUCCCUAUGACACUCAUAAGAUUGGAGUGGUGUUUGCUGGAGCUGGUCAGGUAAACAACGAAGUCGCCAUCCUGUCAAACGAGUAUGGCUCCAACCGCUACACCGCCUUCCUGACAGGCCUUGGCAAGUUAAUCCAUCUGAAAGACUGUGACCCUGACCAGAUCUUCCUCGGAGGGCUGGACCAGUAUGGAGAUGAUGGAGAAUUCACUUACUGCUGGCAUGACGACAUCAUGCAGGCUAUCUUCCACAUAGCCACGCUAAUGCCCAACAGGGAGAGCGACAAGGGCUGCUGCAACAAGAAGCGUCACAUUGGCAAUGAUUUUGUCAUGGUGGUGUACAAUGACUCUGGAGAGGACUACAAACUGGGCACCAUUAAGGGUCAGUUUAACUUUGUAGAAGUUAUUAUAAAGCCACUGGAUUAUGAAUGUAACCUGGUCACACUCCAGUGCCGCAAAGAUCUGGAGUCGUUAGUGGACACAUCGGUGGCAAAAAUCGUGUCAGACCGCAACCUUCCUCUCUUAGUCAGACAGAUGGCUCUACAUGCAAAUAUGGCUUCUUUGGUACAUCAGUACAGAGCAAACCCCUCUGACGCUUACGCCUCCAAGUGGCUGGCAAGAUUACGGCACAUUAAGAGGAUUAGGACCAGGGCUCAAGAAGACAUUCAGUCUCGCUCAGCUCCUGGCAUCUCGCUCACACAGGGACACACGCAGCAGAGCAAGUCGUUUCAGCAGGGCACUCCAGCACCAAACUCAGAAGUCCCUGGGCAGAGGAAAAGACUUGUAUCAACAGUAGAUGACUUCACAGAUUUUGUUUGAUUACAUUUCUUAUAACAAAACACAUCUUAUAUAUACACACACACACACACACACACACACACACACACACACACACACACCAAGGAUCAGUCAGUGUGUGUGGAUUAAAAUGUGACCAUGACCAGGGAUUUGAAAUGUGGGAUUGUGCUCUGUUUUUGUUCCCCAAAGAGAAAUAAAUUAUAACCAGGAUUCACAUUGUA
This is a messenger RNA of Betta splendens (Siamese fighting fish), 6355 nucleotides long. It is a transcript of the gene tsc2, whose product is annotated as TSC complex subunit 2. Gene Ontology annotation, biological process: negative regulation of insulin receptor signaling pathway; negative regulation of phosphatidylinositol 3-kinase/protein kinase B signal transduction; negative regulation of Wnt signaling pathway. Lineage: Eukaryota; Metazoa; Chordata; Actinopteri; Anabantiformes; Osphronemidae. Gene Ontology annotation, molecular function: GTPase activator activity. The coding region runs from base 483 to 6155 and encodes 1890 amino acids. The record is from RefSeq and is a predicted model, not a curated record. Gene Ontology annotation, cellular component: cytoplasm; TSC1-TSC2 complex; nucleus. The transcript is spliced from 42 exons.